UCAUUGGCAUGCUGUGAAACCCUAAAACAGGGUCACUGCAGACCUUUCUCCCCCUCCCAAAACCCCCGGUCUUUUUUUUUUUUAGUGUUCUGUGUUUUUGGGUUCGGGCACGCCCCGCAGCAGAUUCCGGCGAUUUUCAUCACGCAGCCAUGAGCUUCCGAUUUCACCAGUACCAGGUGGUGGGGCGGGCCCUCCCAACAGCUACCAAUGAAACUCCCAAGGCCUACCGCAUGAAAUUAUGGGCGACGAACGAAGUGCGCGCUAAAUCCAAGUUUUGGUACUUCUUGAGAAAGUUGCAGAAAGUAAAGAAGGCCCACGGACAACUUCUUGCUAUCAAUGAGAUCUUUGAGAAGUAUCCAACCACCAUCAAGAACUACGGGAUCUGGGUGCGAUAUCAAAGCCGAACCGGCUACCACAAUAUGUACAAGGAGUACCGUGAUCUUACACUUAAUGGAGCAGUGGAGCAGAUGUAUGACGAGAUGGCUUCCCGUCAUCGGGUGCGCUUCCCCUGCAUCCAGAUCAUCAAGACUGCUACCAUCCCUGUGUCUCUGUGCAAGCGUGUGAAUACCAAACAGUUCCACAACUCGAAGAUCAAGUUCCCUCUGACUACCCGAAAGAUCCGGCCACCUUCGAGGAGUCUUAAGACUACAUAUAAGGCGUCCAGGCCUAACACUUUUGUCUAAACAUUUGUUGAAUUUUUUGGAAUGCCCCUUUAGGAAUUUCAAUCAGUAAAGCCAUGAGAGGGUUCUUUCAUUUCCGGUUUUUUUUCACAGUUAAUUCAUUACAAUGAUGUCUUAAGUGUUCUUUUAUACUCAAUAUCAUUAUCUGCUUUUACUCUGGGCCAUUAUGUACUGUUCAUGGAAAAAUACAUGAAGCAUAUUCUGGCUCA
Molecule: messenger RNA, 889 nt
Organism: Physcomitrium patens
Lineage: Eukaryota; Viridiplantae; Streptophyta; Bryopsida; Funariales; Funariaceae
Product: large ribosomal subunit protein eL20
Biological process (GO): translation
Cellular component (GO): ribosome
Molecular function (GO): structural constituent of ribosome
Source: RefSeq, a predicted model, not a curated record